Messenger RNA from Rosa rugosa (rugosa rose), 5285 nucleotides. Its product is annotated as putative disease resistance protein RGA4. Lineage: Eukaryota; Viridiplantae; Streptophyta; Magnoliopsida; Rosales; Rosaceae. The transcript is spliced from 6 exons. The record is from RefSeq and is a predicted model, not a curated record. Bases 379 to 3822 code for a protein of 1147 amino acids. Gene Ontology annotation, biological process: defense response to fungus. Gene Ontology annotation, molecular function: protein binding; ADP binding.
UAUUUAAUUGAGUGGUCGGUUUGGAUUUAGGCUUAACCGAUUAUUUCGGGUCGGGGUCGGUUUGGGCCUUAAACCGACCCGCCCCGACAUAUGCCCAGCCCUACGCUCCUAAACGUAAACUGUCAAAAAGGUGAGCACCACCUAGGUGGAUAGCAGACUCUCAGAGGAAACUCAGAUCUACAAGAAACUGGGUAGAAGAUAACACAUGUGGGCCAAAAGUAUGUGUCGUUUCUACUUUUUAAAAGAAAAAGUAAAAGAAAGAGGAAAUUCAGAUCUACAAAAAACUGGGUAGAAGAUGAUAAGAUAGCACAACCAUUUAUUCUGACCGUUCUUAGUCGUUUUCCUCUCUCCAUUCUGAGCUAAUUUCUAGCUCCAACAAUGGCUGAGGCACUCAUUCCCGGCCUUCUAGAACGAUUGAUUUCGUUACCUGAGCAACUAAGAGAAGCAGAUCUGAGCCUGGGCGUGCGUGUUGAGAAAGAAGUUGCAAAUUUCAUCCUCAAUCUCAGAGCCGUUCAACCUGUUCUUGUGGAUGCAGAGGCGAGGCAACUGGUGGAGGCACCUGUAAGACGUUGGUUGGAUAAUCUGAAAGAAGUGUGCAACGAGAUGGACAACGUGAUGGCUGAGCUGAGCGUUGUAGUAAAUAAAAGGAAAAACCAAGAAACUGCUCCGAGUACUAAGAAGAAGGUAUGUCUCUCCAUUCUCUCUGAUUCCUUUUGUUUAGGCCACUCCGGCCGGGCAGAACUGAAAAUCAUCUCCUUGAGGGUUAGAGAACUCGGUCAAAAGUUAACUUUGAUAGCUCAAGAAAGGUUUCAGUUUGCAUACCAACAAAUAGAAAGAAGCAUCGGAAAACUAAAACGACAGAAGGUCCUGUCUCUUGUCAACACAGACAGGAUAUUUGGUCGCGAAGAGGAAUUGAAAUUUCUAUUGAGCAAGUUAUUAAGUGUGGGUAGUCAACAAGAAAUGAGACCCGUUGUCAUCCCUAUAGUAGGGAUGGGUGGAGUCGGGAAGACAGCUCUUGCCCGACUAGCCUAUAAUGAUGACAAGGUAAAGACGCAUUUUGAGGAAAGAAUAUGGGUUUGUGUCUCAGACCCUUUUGAUAAGGUUGUGAUUGCCAAAUCUAUCAUUAAGGGUACUGAUUCUGGUAUCCCACAUUCAAAUGAAUUGCAGAGUGUCUUACGAUGUAUGUUUGAAUGCAUUCGUGGAAAAAGGUUCCUCCUUGUCCUGGAUGAUGUGUGGACCGAAGACGAAAGCAAAUGGGAAGGUUUACAGUUAGCUUUGCAAAGCGGGGCAGUCGGCAGUAGAAUAUUAGUGACCACACGGAAGGAAGCAGUUCCUUACAUGAUGAGAGCAACUAAAAACACCAUCCAUAUGAUGUACUUGAGUGAGGAGAAUUGUUGGUCGCUAUUCUGUAACUUUGCACAAUUUGAUAGGGAAAAAGAUGGGUUGAAGUCUCAAGUUGCUAGAAUGUUUGUGCGAAGGUGCAGGGGUUUGCCCCUUGUUACAAAGAUUUUAGGCAGUCUCAUGCUCUAUAAGGAAACAAUUCAGGAAUGGGAAGAUGUUUUGAAUAGUAAGAUAUGGGAAUUAGAAGAGGUUGAGCAACAAGUUUUCCCAGUGCUGCUACUAAGUUACUAUGAUUUGACCCCAGCAAUCAGACCUUGUCUUCUGUACUGUGCUAUGUUCCCGAAAGAUUUUCUAAUUGAUAAAGAUAGUUUAGUUGAGUUAUGGAUGUCACAAGAUUAUCUCAGUUCAGAAGAAAAUGAAGAAAAGGAAACAGUGGGUCAGAGGUAUUUCGAAAACUUAGUAAUGAGGUCUUUCUUCCAAGAUUUUAAGAAAGAUGAAGAAGGAAAUAUAAGAUGGUGCAAAAUGCAUGAUAUUGUGCACGACUUUUUGCAGUACCUCACCAAAGAUGAAUGUAUUACUGUGGAGGAGGGUGAUCACGGUGGAGGAGAGCCUAGUAAAAUCCAUCAUUUGACCUUGAAAUGUGCAUCCCAGGAGCUUACUCAAUCUUCUUUUUCAAUAUCCAAUUGCAAAAAUCUUCGUACCAUCAUAACUUUUGAUUCAGAAGUUUCUACCCUUGACCUAGAUUUGAUUUUGCAGUUGAAAUACCUCAGGACAUUAAGUUUGAAUUGUGGCCAUAUCCAGGAAGUUCCAACAUCCAUCGGUAGCUUGGUACAGCUGAGGUAUCUUUGUUUGUGUGACAAUCAAAUUUUCAAGGAAUUACCCAAUACUAUGUGUAAUUUAUACAAUCUGCAAACCUUGCACCUAAUUUCGUGUAAGCGACUUGAGAAACUACCUGAGGGCAUUGAUAAACUUAGCAACUUGAGGAAUCUUCAUGUUAUCGGUUGUGAGGAGUUGGUGUACUUGCCUGAAGUGAUUGGUAAACUGGUUGGCUUGAGGUAUAUUGAUUUGUCUUACAAUAGUUCUCUAAUAAAUCUACCGAAUGGUUUAUGUGAUUUGAACAAUCUGCAAACCUUGCGCCUGAGUUGGUGUGAGCAACUUGAAGAACUCCCAGAGGCCAUUGGACAACUGAUUGAUUUAAAACAUCUUCAUGUUGAUGGUUGUAAUAUGCUGGAGUACUUGCCUGUAGGGAUUGGUAGAUUAAAUGAUUUGAGGUAUCUUGAUUUAUCCCAUAAUCAUUUUUUGAUAGAACUACCGGUAUUUAUAUGUACUUUAUACAAUCUGCAAACCUUGCGCCUAAAUGGGUGCAAGCGACUUGUAGAAUUGCCGGAGGCCAUUGGAAAACUGAUUAGUUUAAAGCAUCUUCAUGCUGCUCGUUGUGAUCAGCUACAGUAUUUGCCAGAAGGGAUUGGUAAGUUGGUUCGGUUGAGGGAUAUUGAUUUGUCUCAUAAUUAUUCUUUGAAAGAAUUACCCAAUACUAUGCGUAAUUUAUAUAAUCUGCGAACCUUGUGCCUUGUUGGGUGCCCCCAGCUUGUUAAUGUCGAUAUCAGAGAACUGAUUAAGGAUGAUCAGCAUGAGUCAGAGUACUUGCAAGACUUGCAAGAGGCGUUUGGGAGAUUAGCAAGGCUACUAACGCCACUUGGGUGUAAUGUAAGUUCUGGUGACAAGAAUGAUGCACUUUCCAUUAAAAGUUUGGGCAAUGUGAAAGAUGUAAGUGAGGCUGAGAAAGCAGAACUGAAAAAUGUAGACCUCCUUAGUUUGGAAUUAGAUUUUGACAAUGAAGAAGAUGAGAGGAUAAAAGGGGAUGCAGAACUACUGAAUGUCUUACGACCACAUCAAGUGGAAUUUUUACGCAUUGCUGAGUACCAUGGCCUCACUGUGCCUGUCCAUUGGACGAUGCCUUUACAAAAUUUGAGGCAUCUUAUUCUUGAAGAAUGGACAUAUUGUGAAGUUUUGCCUCCUCUUGGGAAGUUGCCAUCCCUUGAAAAACUGGAAAUGACUGGGAUGCAUGGUCUGAAGAAAAUCGGGGCAGAAUUGUUGGGAACAGAAACAGAUAUUGAUCAAGUAUCAUUCCCAAAAUUGAAACAACUCAGCUUCGGAGUCAUGCAGGAUUGGGAAGAGUGGGAAGGAGUGGAAGGGUGCACAAUCAUGCCAUCCCUGUCUUCAUUACGAAUUAAUUCAUGCUCUCUCCUGCAAGUAUUGCCUCAAUUCCUGUGGAAGACACCGCUGGAUGAUUUGGUGAUUAACUGGUGUCCAAUUCUUACUCAAGAUCUCCUAGAAGGCGGCGGAAAUGAGUGGUCCAAGAUUUCUCACAUCUCAAGCAUCAGAAUCAAUUGUAUCACUGUGGGACGAGGAACCGACAAAGUUGCUGCUUCUAAGGUUGAUGAUAAGGAAGAAGAUGAGAUUAUGGAAGUGUUGGAGUAGUUGAAGUCAUCACAGCAGUAUGCAAGGGAACCUCUGAAACAUGCCUUCCUCUUCUGAAUCUAAUAUAUGUCAUGAAAAUUGAAGAAAAUAGUGGAAGCACCACCCUUGUGGGAGGUCAGAUGUUCAAAACAUAACUUCACUGGCUGCAUAUGCAAGUUCUAACAUCUACAGAAAACCCAAUUGCAAAGCUACAUGCACUAACCAUGUGGAAGUGGUGGUUAGAAUGGAGUUAAAAGAUAGACGUGCUACCAUGCUACACAGGUUAAGCUGAUAUAUGUGUGGCAUGGAUGGAGGUGUUGGCAGUUAGCUUGCAAUGGAUUUUUCUGGUGUUAUCUGCAAUGUCUCCCUGAUGGACCCUGUAGGUUGUGAGCUAAAUAUAGAGACACUCAUUCCAAAGUUAAUGUUAAAGAUGUGAGCUAAAUCCCACACUGCAACCUGUGAUGUUCUGUGAAGAGGGCUCUGUUAAUCUCAUCCACCUCUUGUUCUGGAAAUUAAAUUGCUGAAAGUAUUGCAAGCUCCCUGCUCGGACACAAAGUUCCAGUGGUUGGAUUCACUACAACAUGAUAACGAUCCAGCAGGACUGGCACUCCUUAUGCUGUGCAAGGUUGAGAACUGUGCAGCCCCGCCUCCAAAUACAAGUUCCAAUCAAUCUGUGUUAUACUGCAAGGAAUUUACCAGGCCAACAAAUCUCACAACUCGAUGCAUUGAACUUGCUGAUUAUUAUGUGCAAUAAGAGUACCGUUGCUAGUUGUUACAUCCCCCUGCAUCAAGGAAACUUAUCUUCCAACAUGUUGGCACCCAUUUGCCUAUUUGAUGAUGAGGCUCCUCUCACCUAAACUAGGGGAUUUUCUUGUCUUCCUAGCUGAAGCAUGUGGUGGAUGGAAGAAAGGGAGAGUGGAUACUAUCUCAGUCUCGUUUCAAUGCACUUUCAAGUAGAUCAUACGGCAGCAAAGGUGACCCACAGUAAAGUAACAAAACUAAUCUUGAUAUUUUUGAGCUUGUGAUGUGGAAUCCUUGUAUAUGGUUGUAUUUAAUUUUCUUAUGUAAAUUUGUAUGUUUAUUAUGGGUCAGUAAAUUAUGCUUCCUGUAUUUAUUUGACUUUAUAGCCUAACUGGUUUUCCAUUUUGUUUUAGGAUUAUAUUUUUAUUGUAAUUGGUGAGACGGAUGCCAAUUAGACCUUUGUCUUUGAGAACUUGAUCUGAGAGAUUGCUGAACCAGCAGAGAACAUUGAUGAGGUGAUAAAACAAAAAGACUUGCAGUGUGCCUAUUUCAUGUAGCAAUGUGUCGUUGAAGCAUUUUAAUUGUUCGUCUAUAUUUUUUUUUUUUUUUUAUCGAGGAUCAGUUUCUUUUUUUUUACUGAGGGUUAGUAAAACCACUGUUUUUGAAGACACUAGCAAAAAUCCCAGCGUUAUGCCACGGGAUUUGUUGUUAUUUAACAAUUUUGUGCGUAAGGCUUGUUAGAU